Verticillium alfalfae VaMs.102 is the source of this 957-nucleotide messenger RNA. Its product is annotated as ATP-binding cassette sub-family A member 7. Bases 1 to 957 code for a protein of 318 amino acids. The transcript has a single exon. Gene Ontology annotation, biological process: transmembrane transport; lipid transport. Gene Ontology annotation, cellular component: membrane; intracellular membrane-bounded organelle. NCBI's taxonomy places the organism in Eukaryota, Fungi, Ascomycota, Sordariomycetes, Glomerellales, Plectosphaerellaceae. The record is from RefSeq and is a predicted model, not a curated record. Gene Ontology annotation, molecular function: ATP hydrolysis activity; lipid carrier activity; ABC-type transporter activity.
AUGGCGUACAUCGCCUUUGACUUCUCCAUUGUCCUCGUUGCGUCAGCCAUCAUGGUUGCCGCCUGGGCUGCGGUGUCUGACAUUUGGUACCACAUUGGCUUCAUUUACCUGAUCUUCAUCUUGUAUGGGUUGGCUUCGAUUCUGCUGGCAUACGUCAUCUCGCUUGUGAGCAAGACCCAGCUGGCUGCUUUCGCGACAACGGCGAUGCUCCAGGCCGGCAUUUUCCUGGUGUAUAUCAUCGCCUAUUUCUUCAGCUUCACGGCUGCUCCUAUCGAGCGCGUCGACGAUACUCUUCGGCUCGUGCACUUUAUCGUCUCGAUAUUUGCGCCCAUCGGCUCGGUAGCGCGGUCGCUUCUCCUUGCUCUCAACCUCUUCUCGACUGCGUGCGACGGCGAUGUCGUUGCCUCGAAUCCGGGUGGCAUGCUCCAAUAUGGCGGUCCCAUCCUGUAUCUCAUCCUGCAAUCGAUCAUCCUGUUCGGCGUGCUGCUCUGGGGCGACAGCGGGUCACCAGGCUCGAGCAUCGCAGGCCUGUUCCGGAAGAAGGCCAAGGACCAGAACGCCGCCGAGGCCACAGAUGAGGAAGUGGCAAAGGAACUGACCCGUGUCACGAGCACGCAGAACGGCGAUGACGGACUCAAGGUUACGCACGUCACCAAGUCGUUCGGCAAGAACACGGCAGUGGACAAUGUGACGUUCGGCAUCAAGCGCGGCGAGGUGUUUGCCUGCCUGGGCCCGAACGGCGCAGGUAAGAGUACCCUGAUCUCGUUGAUCCGCGGCGACCUCAAGCCCAGCCAUAACGGCGGCGACAUCUUCAUCGAGGACAAGUCGGUCAUUUCCAACCUUGCGGCCGCCCGAGGCAGCCUCGGCGUCUGCCCUCAACACGAUGCGCUGGACCAGAUGACUGUCAGGGAGCACCUUGAGUUUUACGCCCGCCAUCCGCGGCAUCCCCGAGAUUGA